AUGCAGUUCUCUACUCUCACCACUGUCUUCGCCCUGGCCGCCGCUGCCAUCGCUGCUCCCGCCGACAUUGAGGCUCGCACCGGUCACGAUAACAACAACGCCGUCUGCUCUGCCCAGAACAAGCAGGUCUGCUGUACCGGACUCCUCAACUGCCCUAUCCAGGUUCUCGGCAGCAACUGCAAUGGCAACUCUUACUGCUGCAAGACUGACGCCCCUGUUGGCGCUCUCAUCAACGUUGCUCUCCUCAACUGUGUCAAGCUCCUCUAG
Molecule: messenger RNA, 267 nt
Organism: Fusarium pseudograminearum CS3096
Lineage: Eukaryota; Fungi; Ascomycota; Sordariomycetes; Hypocreales; Nectriaceae
Exons: 2
Coding region: 1-267 (88 amino acids)
Source: RefSeq, a predicted model, not a curated record